CCCCCAUCUCCUUUCAUUUUUCCCUCCUUCAUCUUUGGUCGUCAGUGUUUUCUUGACGAAUCUUGGACUUGUCCUCUUUCACAGUCCCUUUCGUUUCUUCAUUGACGAGUUGUUCUUUGGUUCCUCCCCAUCGAACAGCCCCGCCGUCUUCAUUUCGACACAUUCAAAUCAAAAAAGCCUCGAUACGGCAGAGUCGAUUCCUCCAUCGUCUCUGUUGCCUUCGCGAUCGAAAAGUCCCUACUCCGAGUAGAACCGACUCCGAUCGCCUCUUUCAUUCCGAUACUCCUAUAAUCCUUCCACGUCCUCGACAUCACCGACAACAUGUCUACCGAGUCCGUUAAGGUUCUGGACGAGCUCUUCCAGAAGCUCUCCGUCUCCAAGGAGGCCGCCGAGAUCAACGAGGCUGCCCAGGAGAUUGCCAGCUUCAUCAACGGCCGCAUCGAUGACCAGGCUGUCCCUGACAAGAUCAUCGAUGACCUCAAGAAGGGCCUCACCAACAAGAAGGACGCCGCUGCCCGUGACAGGGCUGCCGUCGCCGUCGAGACCAUUGCCCGCCAUGCUGAGCUUGGCGCCAAUGUCGAGCCUUACCUCGUCGUUCUUCUGCCUGACCUGCUGAUCGCCGCUGGCGCGAAGCCUCCUGCGAAGAAGGACAAGAAGAAGGGCGCCAAGGAGGGCAAUGCCGUCAAGGCUGCUCUGCCUUGCGUCAUGGCCACCAUCAAGGAGGACUUCGCCAAGCCCACCUCCAAGAUGGCUGCUCUGGACUUCAUCCUCACCCUGGUCAAGAAGGCUCCCGCUCAGCUCUCCUACCGUGUUCCCGACCUGAUUCCCGUCGUCUCUGAGGCCAUGUGGUCCACUGCCGGCGAGGUCUCUGCCCACGCCUACAAGGUCAUGGAGAACAUCUGCCAGCUCAUCGUCAACAAGGAUAUCGAGCGAUUCAUCCCCGAGCUCAUCAAGUGUAUCGCUCAGCCCGACAGGGUCCCCCAGACUGUCCACCUUCUCGGUGCCACCACCUUCGUCACCGAGGUCCAGGAGCCCACGCUCGCCCUCAUGGUUCCCCUGCUGAGCCGUGGUCUCAAGGAGAACGACACCGCCAUCAAGCGAAAGUCUGCUGUCAUUGUUGACAACAUGUGCAAGCUUGUCGACGACCCCAACAUCGUCGCUCCCUUCUUGGACAAGAUGAUUCCCGGUCUCAAGGAGAACUACGACACCCUCGCUGACCCCGAGGCUCGUGAGAAGACCAAGCAGGCCCUCGACACCCUUUGCCGUGUCGGCAACGUCGUUGACGGCAAGAUCCCGGAGGCCCGCAACGACGGCGAUGUCAAGAUCGUCCUUGCCAAGCUCAAGGAGAUCCUGACUCCCCGCUACGCUUCUCUCCUCGAGAAGAUGGAGCCUGUCGCUGAGUACAUUGCCGCCAUUGCCGGCCAGCUCAUUGACAUGAAGGAGACCGAUGCCCUUGUCUGGGUCGAGAGCCUGAAGCCCUACGUCGCUGUCAUCACCGGCAUCGACAACGCUGAGGCCACUGUCGACGCUCUGCGCAAGCGUGCUUCUCCCGGCGCUGCCGAGGAGGCCGAGGGCGAGGCUGAUGAUGAGGAGGGCGAGGAUCUCUGCAACUGCACCUUCUCUCUUGCCUACGGUGCCAAGAUCCUGCUCAACCAGACCCACCUCCGCCUCAAGCGCGGUCAGCGUUACGGUCUCUGCGGUCCCAACGGUUCCGGCAAGUCUACCCUCAUGCGUGCCAUCAACAACGAGCAGGUCGAGGGCUUCCCCAAGCAGAGCGAAGUCAAGACUGUCUUCGUUGAGCACGACCUUGACUCUGCCGACACUGAGAUGACCACCAUUGACUGGACCAUGAAGAAGCUGGCUGAGGCCAAGGUCAACGUCGCCAAGGAGGACGUCGAGAAGCGCCUCGUCGAGUUCGGCUUCACCGAGCAGAUGAUCAAGGGCGAGAUCUCCGCCCUGUCUGGUGGUUGGAAGAUGAAGCUCGCUCUGUGCCGUGCCGUCUUCGAGGAGCCCGAUAUCCUGCUUCUCGACGAGCCCACUAACCACUUGGACGUGAAGAACGUCAAGUGGCUCGAGGAUUACCUCAUCAACUCCCCCUGCACUUCCAUCAUCGUCUCUCACGACUCUGGCUUCCUCGACAACGUCUGCCAGCACAUCAUCCACUACGAGCGAUUCAAGCUCAAGCGCUACCGUGGUAACCUGAAGGAGUUCGUCAAGCGUGUUCCUUCUGCCAAGUCCUACUACGAGCUUGGUGCCUCCGAGAUGGAGUUCACCUUCCCCGAGCCCGGUUUCCUCGAGGGUGUCAAGACCAAGGCCAAGGCUAUCCUGCGUGCCACCAACAUGUCCUUCCAGUACCCCGGUACCUCCAAGCCCCAGAUCAGCAACAUCAGCUUCCAGUGCUCUCUGGGCUCUCGUAUUGCCGUCAUUGGUCCCAACGGUGCUGGCAAGUCUACCCUGAUCAACGUUCUCUGCGGUGAGCUCAUCCCCACUGGUGGUGAGAUCUACCAGCACGAGAACAUCCGUAUCGCCUACAUCAAGCAGCACGCCUUUGCCCACAUCGACAACCACCUUGACAAGACUCCUUCUCAGUACAUCCAGUGGCGUUUCCAGACUGGUGAGGAUCGUGAGACCAUGGACCGAGCCAACAAGAUCAUCACCGAGGCUGAUGAGGAAGCCAUGAACAAGAUCUUCAAGAUCGAGGGUACUCAGCGUCGUGUCAUUGGCAUCAACGCUCGCAGAAAGUUCAAGAACAGCUACGAGUACGAGUGUUCGUUCGCUCUGGGUGAGAACGUUGGCAUGAAGAACGAGCGCUGGGUUCCCAUGAUGAGCGCCGACAACGUUUGGCUGCCGCGUAACGAGCUGCUGGCCUCUCACCAGAAGAUGGUUGCCGAUGUCGAUAUGAAGGAGGCCCUCGCCUCUGGUCAGUUCCGACCUCUGGUCCGCAAGGAGAUUGAGGCCCACUGCGCCAACUUCGGCCUCGAUGCCGAGCUGGUUUCUCACUCCCAGAUGCGCGGUCUGUCCGGUGGCCAGCGUGUCAAGACUGUCCUGGCUGCUUGCUCUUGGCAGCGACCCCACUUGAUCGUCCUUGACGAGCCUACCAACUACCUGGACCGUGACUCUCUGGGUGCUCUGUCCAAGGCCCUGAAGAAGUUCGAGGGUGGUGUCAUCAUCAUCACUCACUCUGCCGAGUUCACCAAGGACUUGACUGAGGAAGUCUGGGCUGUCAUGGACGGCAAGAUGACUCCUUCCGGCCACAACUGGGUCCAGGGCCAGGGUUCCGGCCCCCGCCUCAAGGAGGAUGACGAUGAGGAGGAGAAGUUCGACGCCAUGGGUAACAAGAUUGUUUCCAACAAGAAGAAGGCCAAGCUGUCUUCUGCUGAGCUGCGAAAGAAGAAGAAGGAGCGUAUGGCCCGCCGAAAGCGUGGUGAGGAGGUGUUCAGCGACGAGGAUGAGCUGUAAACGAUUCAACAUACCCCCACAUCAUGGCAUCUCGAUGACGCCUAGUCCCUUGACGACUUAGAGAUUUCUUGUUCACGUUUCUUGUUUUUUCUUUUUUCCAUUUUUUUUUCUGAUGAAAGUCACGGUUUGGUAACGGAAAAGUUGCGAUGCCUUGUUGCAAUUUGCAUGCUCGGGCUGCCCAUAGAGAGGGCCUUUCUCAAUAGACUGAUGGUCUGGAUGAGUGCGAGACUUGCGACUUGGGGAUGGAGGACCCCCAUUGUUGGAACAAGCUCUUGCACCUUGGGCUAUAGAGGGAAGGCGAAGGGUAGAUAGACACCCG
Molecule: messenger RNA, 3778 nt
Organism: Trichoderma reesei QM6a
Lineage: Eukaryota; Fungi; Ascomycota; Sordariomycetes; Hypocreales; Hypocreaceae
Product: translation elongation factor 3-like protein
Exons: 4
Coding region: 322-3459 (1045 amino acids)
Molecular function (GO): ATP binding; translation elongation factor activity; ATP hydrolysis activity
Source: RefSeq, a predicted model, not a curated record